Molecule: messenger RNA, 1710 nt
Organism: Talaromyces atroroseus
Lineage: Eukaryota; Fungi; Ascomycota; Eurotiomycetes; Eurotiales; Trichocomaceae
Exons: 1
Coding region: 1-1710 (569 amino acids)
Biological process (GO): transmembrane transport
Cellular component (GO): membrane
Molecular function (GO): transmembrane transporter activity
Source: RefSeq, a predicted model, not a curated record
AUGGCAUCCCCAACCACCAAGGAGGCCAUUGAGUCUCAUUCCGAGCUGCGUACCACGGAGGAUCUCAAUCACAAGGUCCAGUCCGAUGCCACCCUAGUCGAGCCCGAGGAGGUACCCGAGUAUCAGUCGCUGUUGUCAGCACUCUUUCGUCGUCGCAAAAUACGUGACCCGGAUGCCAUUGCCACAGUCCGCAGCGUAUUUGACGAUCCGGAGCUACGGAAAUACUACAUGCCCCAGCCGAAAUACGAGAAUUUGCACCGAUUCGACAUUGACGCACGAUGGACGUACCGCGAGGAAGCGAAAAUACGUCGAAAGACCGAUUUCUUCAUCUUGCUCUGGAUACUGGUCAUGUUCUUUGGCUUGAAUCUGGACAGAGGAAAUCUGGGCAACGCGGCAGCGGACAACCUACUAGAAGACCUCAAUCUCACCACCGAUGAUUACAAUAAUGCGCAGAACAUGUACCGUGUCGGCUUUAUCAUUGCUGAGAUCCCGUCGCAGAUGAUCGGUAAACGACUAGGACCGGAUCGGUGGAUUCCAAUUCAAAUAAUCAUCUGGAGUUUGGCAUCUGGCGGUCAGUUCUUCAUGCAUAAUCGAGCUGGGUUCUUUGCGUGCCGGUUCUUCAUCGGUUUGUUCAUGGGUGGAUUCAUUCCGGACGCCAUCCUGUACCUGUCGUACUUCUAUACUAAGACGGAAAUGCCUUUCCGUCUCGCAUUGUUUUGGUUCACUGAUUCCAUAUCUGGAGUGAUUGCGUCGUUUAUUGCCUAUGGCGUACUGCACAUGCGUGGUGUUGAUGGACGCGCGGGUUGGCGAUGGCUCUUUCUUAUUGAAGCCCUCAUAAGUAUUGUCAUCGGUUUCUUCAGCUUUCUGUUCCUGGUGCCUGGUCCAACACAGACCAAGACAUGGUGGAACCCUAGAGGGUACUUUACCGAGAGAGAAGAAACAAUCAUAGUCAGCCGAGUCUUGCGUGAUGAUCCCUCCAAGGGUGGCAUGCACAAUCGUCAAGCCUUGUCUCCAAAGAUGCUUUGGCAGAGCUUGAAAGACUACGAUUUAUGGCCCAUCUACAUCAUCGGCAUGCUUUUCGAGAUUCCUACCUCGCCGCCCAAGUCGUAUCUUACGCUUUCUCUCAGAGGCAAUGGCUUUUCCACGUUCCAAACCACCUUGCUCUCCAUACCCGUUACUGUGUUUGCAGCGAUCAAUUUACUACUCAUCACGGAGCUCAGUGAACGAAUUCACCAAAUCUCGUUUGUCGGUCUUCUCACUCAACUCUGGUCUCUCCCGCUUCUCAUCGUUCUCUACACUUCUGCUGGGAAGUUAUCGAACUGGGGGCUCUACGCCGUCUCUUUCGUCCUUCUGGGCUGGCCAAACCCGCAAGCCGCACAAGUCGGCUGGUGCUCGCGGUUGAGUAACUCUGUUCGAACUCGGGCCGUCAGUGCUGCUGUAUUCAAUAUUACCAUUCAACUAUCUGGCAUCGCUUCUUCAAAUAUAUAUCGCUCUGAUGAUUCUCCGCUCUAUCAUCGUGGUGAUGGGCAGCUGAUUGCGAUCAAUGUUGCCACCAUUGUGGCCUAUAUCCUGGCAAAGGCAUACUACGUGGCGAGAAAUCGCUGGAAAAAGAACAAGUGGGACAACAUGACUCCACAAGAAAAAGCAACAUACCUUGAGACGACUAACGAUCAAGGCAAUAAACGGUUGGAUUUCCUGUUCGAUAGCUAG